Ceutorhynchus assimilis (cabbage seed weevil) is the source of this 1010-nucleotide messenger RNA. The record is from the annotation of a GenBank genome assembly. NCBI's taxonomy places the organism in Eukaryota, Metazoa, Arthropoda, Insecta, Coleoptera, Curculionidae.
GAAGAAGUACCAACAAGCACUUUGCCAGUAACGCAAAUGCGUUUUUGUUGCAGAGUGAGAUAAAUCUCUAGUCAUCAGCUUGUUGUAGGUGGUUCAAUUCUAAUAUGAUUUUUUUGGUGAUGGUUUUUGGUGCUGCACUGGUCAAUGGAAAUGAGAUUAUUAGUGCUGAAAAUCCUCCACCAUACGUCAAACAAUGCUACGAAGGCGAUCCGAAAGUCAUCGACUGUUUCAUCAGUGCCCUACAUCAUUUGAAGCCUUAUUUAGCUAAUGGCAUCAAAGAAAUCGAACUACCUUCAGUGGAACCUUUUUUAAUGGAUGAACUCUCAUUAUCCCUAACAGGAGGUCCUAAUGGCUAUAAAAUUUCAUUGAAGGAAAUGAAUAUUUAUGGCGCUAGUAAUUUUUCCAUGUCAAGGCUCAAAUUAUCUGAAAAUGGAAAACCGUUUGAAGCCAAAAUCAACAUACCAUCCUUGAAAAUUAAUGCAAGAUACCAAAGUAGUGGUGUACUUAUUAUUCUACCUGCCAGCGGCAAUGGAACUUUUUUAGGACAAUUUGAUGAUCUUGAUUGUAUGCUGAAAGGUAAAGCUAGUGUAAACGAAAUCAACGGUCAAAAAUACUUAAACGUUGAUGCGCUUCAUGUGGAUUUGACUGUGAAAAAAAUGAGAAUGAUGGUUAAGAAUAUUUUCAAAAAUAAUAGAAUUUUAACUGAAGCCAUUAACUUGUUCCUUAGGGAAAACGGACACGAAGUCUUCAAAGUGAUGCUACCCCAGUUAAGAAAAAAGUUAGCAGCCCUAUUCAUGAGCAUUUCCAAUAAACUUUUGAUGCACGUUCCCUUGGACGCGUUUUAUAUUCCUGCAUCCAAACAACAUGCGUAGAUUCUAAGAAUAUUUAUUGUACAUAUAGAACUAAUCAGUAUUUUUAAUUUUUAAUUAUUAGAUUUUAGUGUGUUAUUUGGUCACUUAUCAAUUUGUUCUUGAGUGAUAUUAUUUGUUAGUAAAGCGACUUUUCCAUUA